Messenger RNA from Colius striatus (speckled mousebird), 2681 nucleotides. It is a transcript of the gene MUC13, whose product is annotated as mucin 13, cell surface associated. The record is from RefSeq and is a predicted model, not a curated record. The coding region runs from base 188 to 1756 and encodes 522 amino acids. The transcript has 19 exons. Lineage: Eukaryota; Metazoa; Chordata; Aves; Coliiformes; Coliidae.
UCCAGAAGUCUCCUCCCAGUCUGAGAAGGAAAUAAAACACAGCUUGGAUCUAUCAUUUGCCACUUACCACCAUGACGUCAGCUCAGGGCUGAACUCUCUACCUGUGGCUGGGACCUUAAAUGAGCUGACGCCAGAAGAGAAAAGCACUUUCUCUGGGGUUCCGCAGCAAGUAGCAGCAGAAGCGGCCAUGAGACGCCGUGUGUUCCUUGUCAUGGCGCUCAGCCUGCUGAUGGGCUUCAUGAAAGGAAGCACCCCUCAGAGCACUCCUGCUCCAUCCAAUACGACAACCCCAAGCACUGCAGGAAACAUCGCUGAGACAAAUCCUGCUCCAUCCGAUCCGACAACCCUAAGCACUCCAGCAGGAACCACCACUCAGAGCACUUCUGUACCAUCCGAUCCGACAACCCCAAGCACUCCAGGAAGCACCCCUCAGAGCACUCCUGCUCCAUCCGAUACGACAACCCCAAGCACUGCAGGAAGCACCCCUCAGAGCACUCCUGCUCCAUCCGAUACGACAACCCCAAGCACUCCAGCAGGAACCACCCCUCAGAGCACUCCUGCUCCAUCCAAUACGACAACCCCAAGCACUGCAGCAGGAACCACCACUCAGAGCACUCCUGCUCCAUCCGAUACGACAACCCCAAGCACUCCAGCAGGAAGCACCAUUGAGACAACUACUGCUACAACAAUUGCAAGCACUCCAGGGGGUUUCUGCAGCGGAGACCCUUGUGGAAGAACAUUGGCUACAUGUGUUGCUUUAUUUAGCAAUUUUACCUGCCUCUGCCCAUAUGGAUUCUACUACAGUGAGAAGGAUUGUUACAGAGGGAAAAUAUUCCCUGGAGUCCUUAAGCUUUCACUGGCUUACAGUGACGAGGUUCAAAUUAUAACUUCGGAGCAGUAUGAAACAGUGUUCCAAAACGUAACAGCCCUUUUUAAGGAGAUCUUUCCAACAUCAACAGGCUUUGAACAGACUGUCAUUGUGGAAAUUCAAUCUCAAACUCAAGCCAGAUCUUCUCUUCCGAUGAAUAUAACGGUGAUAAAUGUGUUUAAGGAGGACACAAAUGAAACCAAUGUGACAGUUGCUGCUACAAUAAACAGUGCAAAAGAAAGUAUCUCCUACAUCGUUGAGUACAAUGAAACAAGCUACUGUGCUGUUUAUAAUUGUGAUACCAACACCACAGUCUGCAUGGAAGAUAUGUUUCCAAAAUGUGAGUGCAAAAGUGAAUACUCCAAGUCAGAAUGGGAUGAUCGUUCUUGUUCAGACUGCAAUGCAGAAUGUUCUGCAGAAAACCACAAGUACUGUGCAAAACAAGGAGGGGUUCCACAAUGCAAAUGCAUGCCUAACUAUGAAAAGAAGAGUGAAAGAUGCGUGCCGUGUGGAGUGGGCUACUCUGGGGAGGAUUGCAUCAACAAUAGUGAACUCAUCCUUAUAAUAGUGGGUUCAGUGCUUGGAGCCAUUGUCCUGUGUUUAUUGAUAGCAGUCAUUGUUGUUUCAGCAAGAGCCAAACACAGAAAAGAUCCAGAGAGAAAGAGCCUGAUAAAGUCAGGAUAUUCCAACUCAAAUGCCUCUGAUGAUAAACCUGCCACGAUGUUCCCCCGAGUGCAGACCACUUCUGGCCACUCAAACCCAGGAUAUCAGCCCAACAACCCAUAUGAGAUGCCUUCCUCAAACAGAGAUCGUUUUCCAGAGAGAGAUUAUGAUGAUUUGUACGAAAUAUCACGGGAGCCUGAGGGCUUUAGGAUGAGGAGAUACUAAGCGACCGGAGCGGUAGAAGGAUGGAUGACGAUGGGUCAGACCAAAGACUUUCACAGCCUCUCACCAACACACUGCCUCCAGCAGAAGAGACAACAGAGUCUAAAACCCCAGAUUCUCUGAAGAUCUUCUAAAAGAAAGGCCCUUCUUGAAAGAGAUUAUGGACAACUCUCUGGAAUAAGGGAAAAAUGAAACAGGGGGUAGGGAGAAGACCUUGAAAGAACUAACGGGCUCCAAUAAACUUUCAGCUCUUUUCAGAAGGCUGGUGCAUUGGCAAGAGAGUGAGUGUGGACAAGGUGCCAGGGUUUUAAUCUUGCUGGUUUCAGUUCUUCUGGAAGAUGGUCUGGGCAAUAGAUGCUGAAAAAUGUCAGCUCCCAGACCUUUGCCUGUGUUUGUGCUCACUCCAUUUCAGCUACAGGCAGCCUGUGUGGCCUUGAGCUGACCAAAAUUGUUCCUCAUGAGAACCUAACUUGUUUCUCUCCACUCUGUUGGAUACAGACUUUUCCUCCACCUCAACCUCCUAAUAUUUCUUAGCUGAAAGCAUUCUGUUCAGCUCUGUGCUGACAUGUGUUGUUUGAGGCAACAUGUCUGACCUUUUAUGCAGCCUUCCUUCCCAAUGCAACGAAAAGAAACAACUUCAGACACACCCCGUUGCUCUCCAUCUCGCACAAUGACGUUGAUUUUUACAUUCUCAGUCCCUGUGGAAAGUGUUAAUGUAUUUUUUUUUUCUCUUGCACUCUUUGAUUGCAUGAUCAAGAUUGAUUAAGAUUGAAUGAUCUUUAGGUUGUUUGGUGUUUUUUUUUCGUUUCUUACAUACAGUCAAUAACUCUGCCUAUAAAAGAAUCCACAUUUUACCAUAUUUUACUGAAUGUGCAUUUGACUAGCAUUAACAUUUCCAUAUAUAUAUAUAAUACAUUCAUGCCCAAAU